Syngnathoides biaculeatus (alligator pipefish) is the source of this 2658-nucleotide messenger RNA. Its product is annotated as myelin protein zero-like protein 2. The coding region runs from base 292 to 891 and encodes 199 amino acids. NCBI's taxonomy places the organism in Eukaryota, Metazoa, Chordata, Actinopteri, Syngnathiformes, Syngnathidae. Gene Ontology annotation, cellular component: membrane. Gene Ontology annotation, biological process: cell-cell adhesion. The record is from RefSeq and is a predicted model, not a curated record. The transcript has 5 exons.
UGAGAAGGAAGACAAGCAGGCAGUGAGGUGGAGGAAAGUUGGAGGUUUGCCUCUGAGGUGGGUGGGAGCGUUCCUGCUGACACCAGUGGCGAGUCACAACGCGUCCUCGGUGCUGAGAUCAAGUAGACUAACCGGAGGUGAGGACUGCUGAGUUCAUUCCCCUAUUUAAAAAAAACAACAACAACAAAAAAAAACCAAACAAAAAUAAAAAAAAAAAAGAAACCAACAGUGGGAAAAAGUACUUUUGAGUAUUUUGGUCUUUGCCGAUUAUUUGUCUGCUGUGGUCUCCCGAUGUUUCUCAAGAGGAUUUUGCUCCUGUUUGGACUGGUAGCCUCAGGUAUGCUCCCGGUCAGCGGGAUUCGUAUAUAUACUUCUGGGGAUGUGGAGGCGGUCAACGGAACAGACAUUCGUCUCAAGUGUACAUUCAGUAGUUCCUCUAACGUCAAUCCCAAUGCCAUCAUCAUCUCCUGGAGCUUCCGACCCUUGAAACCAGGCCGAGAAGAAUCGGUGUUCCACUACCAGCAAAAGCCAUAUCCUCCUCAAGAGGGCAUUUUUCGGAACCGCAUCAUCUGGGCUGGUGACAUCAUGGGUCACGAUGCCUCCAUCAUAAUUCGUGAAGUCAAGUUCACCUACAACGGCACUUACACUUGCCAAGUCAAGAACCCGCCAGACGUCCACGGCUCGGUUGGAGAGAUUCGACUACGUGUCGUCACUACAGCCUCUUUCUCUGAGCUUCUGCUGCUGGCGUUCGCCAUCGGGGGAGGGAUCACCGUUGUGGUUCUCCUCCUCAUCAUUAUAGUGUCCUGCAGGAGGUGCAAGAGGAAGAGACAAAGGCGGAAUGGGGAAGUGGAGGCUCCUCGCAAAGAGAGAAAAGAUCCCACAGUAUGCUGACUGUGGGGAUUGGGCUUGUGGCGCUCCUUCCUGGGGCCUGGGACUCUUUCCCGCUGGACAUUAAACUUCUUCCUUCCUUUUCAACCAAUCUUUGGAUCCAGUUGAAGGGCAGCUUCCAGUAAAGAGAAGACAAUGAAAAAGCGCCCCUAUGUGAAAAAAAAUGCAGACACAGAGAUGUUUUGAUGUCACAAUGUGCCUUUCACUUGUGCAAUGUUUUUUGUGUAAUCACUUCGUCUUUUCCUGAUCACUUAAAUUAACUCAAGACAUCAUUUUCUGUCUAUAGACAAUUUGUUUUGAUGAUGUGGCAUUUGAACAAUGGCGUAUUCCCUAUGUUUACUUGCCUACUAAUACAUUUCAAACAGGUCCAAGUAAGAUGUUUGAUUGAGGCAACAGGAACUGAUUGGUUUCAUUCCACGACUCUGUAGCACAAUUUAAAGUGGUUCAAUUUAGAGCUGAUUACAAUUUACAGAUUGAGUCUGCUCUAACCCUUCUCACAUGCAUUUCUUUCAUCACCAUUUGCUGUCCUAAACGUAUAUAUAAAUGUCUUCUCUUGCUUGGGCUCCACUUUGCACUCUUGGGUUUUCAGAUCGCCCUGUGAAAUUCAUCUCGGUUAAGGUGAAGGCAUUCUUGCCUCUCGAGAAAAAGUGGCUGUAAAUACAGGUGGUGGUUGAUGUGGACAGAACCUUGAAUGAAAUCUUACCCAGUAUGCCAAGUUCUUGAUACCCUGUGUGACUCUAACACUUUCUCACUGCUGCUUUUUGUGUCAUCUGCUUGUCUGUCAUUUCCUAUUUGUGCGUGACGUCUUCUGCACAUGCAUUUACAUGAAUCAUUCAUGAACGUACGUUCAUGUAUUUCAUCCUGUGUGUGUGUUAUGUUGCUCUCGUUUCCUUCUCGGUGCACGUCUCUCCGUGUCCUAGCCACCCAAUGAGGGCCAUCCACCUGUACCUAUCACAGACGUCCAUAGAGAUUGACAGUUCAGAUGGCAUGAUCUCAGAGGCCAGCACUAAAGAUCCCAGCUCCGAAUCGGAAAGCCAAAGCUCAGAUGACGACGAUGACGCUGAAGACGAUUCAGACUAAGGAGGUGGGAACGGACAGAUGGAAGCCCGUAUGGUACCGGUAGAAUCCUAUUGUGUUCGAGUGGCGAGUCGACGAAGGGUGAAACCAUGUGCUGUCAUCAUGAAUUCAAGGAAAAGCUGAAGGAUGUCCUUUCUGACCAAUUUGGGAGAGGCACAGAGAUUGAGAGUUCUUGAAAGGAGAUCAAAAGGCUUUGUUUCUGCAUCCUUUUCAAAUUUUCACAUGACAGAACAAAGGCUGACUUAAACCUUCUGACACAGCAGGUAAUGCAUUUAUUUGAAAACCCGUUUUGUAUCCCACUGGCUGGGAUUGCACUGUUACAUUUUAUUACUUGAAGAAAACAACAGCAACUUCAUUUUGCCAAUACUGUACCGUGUAUUCCACCCGCAAACCAAAUGUUUGCUGGUGUUUGAGCCACAGUCUGAACGCUCCGGUCGCAAAUAUGGCGUGCGAGUGCACAGUCUUGAUCUGAAAAUCCUUUGAUUGCAAACUGUCCCAGUGAUCUUCUUCUCUCCACGCAUCACAUCCACUAACACAACUGCAUUUUUUUUUGCUGUCAUUUUUUACUGAUGAUGAAACGCUGAGCAAUAUGCAUCAGUGUCUAGGUUUUUAGUUACUGCCUUAAUUAUUUCAUUCCUUUUUUAUAUAGUAUAUAUUUUACACAAUGCUUUUAAUAAAUGAAUUUCUAAUAAA